AUGGCACAAUCCAAUAUUCUACAAGCCACUUCAUUUCUAGUUGAGCCUGAUCAACAAUCUACCAUUGACACACUCGUUAAAAAUACUAGUUACUACUCUACUGACACUGACACUGAUGAUACUGUUGAAAAGAAAAAAGAAGUUACCGAAUAUGCAAAGAAACAUGGUAGAAAUUCUGCUGCGCGUCAUUUUAAAAUUGAUCGAACAAUGAUCGGAAGAUGGGUUAAAGCAAGUAAUAAAUGGGAUGAUAAAGUGAGUAACAAUUCUAAACGUAUUGGCUCAGGUCAAAAAGCGCAUUAUCCUGAUGCUGAGAAACAACUUUAUGCUUGGAUUUGUGAUCAAAAAGAUCAAGCUACAAAAUUGACCCAUGCAAAAAUUCAAGCAAAGAUGCACGAAAUAUUAAAACAAAGUGAAAUGGAAAAAAAAUAUCCAAAUGCUUUAAAUAAUUUUAAAGGUAGUGCUCGUUGGGUAAUGGGUUUUCUAAAACGAAAUAAUCUUCCAAUAUGCAGAAAAUCUAAAUUUCAAAAGGCACGUACUAAGGUUGCUGCUGAAAGUUUCAACAACUUUCGUAAAAAUGUAGUCCAACUGAGACUUCAAUACGAUUUUAUUACUGCUAAUAUGUUUAAUAUGGAUAAAGUUCCUGUGUGGUUUGAUGAAUCUGGAAACAUGGUGAUUAAUAGUAGACGUAAAAGAAUUACUCAUAAUGAUACUAUGUUGGUUGAAAAUUAUCACUUUACUAUUAUUUUAACAUGUGCAGCUGGAACACAAAUGCCACCUGGAGAAACUGUCCCUAAUGGAGUUCUUGUUUGGUUUCAAGAGAAUGGAGUAUUGACUACUGAACAUCUGAAAAAUUAUGUUGAUAUUCUUCAUUGUAUGAGAAUGGUUAAAGACAGUAAUGCGCCAGCUUUGUUUGUACAUAAUUCGUAUAAUGGUCGAUUGGAAGACUCUGUAGUUUCGAAAUUUCAAUGUAACAAUUUUCAAGUUGCGGUAAUUCCUGAAGGAUUAACUGGAGUAUGCCAACCUCUUAACGUCAUUGUCUUGAGAUCAUUCAAAGAAAAUUUACGUAAAGAAUGGCAAAAUUGGAAAAAUGCUAGUCCUCCUAUCAAUUUACAAGCUAAAAUAACCGAAGUUUGUGGUUGGGUGAAAAAUGCAUGGGAUGAAGUUUCUUCUACUCAUAUUGUAAAUGCAUUUAAAAGAUGUUUGAUCUCUAAUCCUCUUGAUGGUGCUGAAAAUGAUAAAAUAUUUGAAGAGUUGGAUAUCUUAAAUCCAAAUGAUUCUGAUCAUGGUGGAUCUCACAAAGCAACAACUAGCAAUCCCAAUGAUUCUGAUGGUUCGCAAGAUGCAUCAGAAUAUUAUUUAGAACGUCAUUAA
Messenger RNA from Entrophospora candida, 1371 nucleotides. The record is from the annotation of a GenBank genome assembly. NCBI's taxonomy places the organism in Eukaryota, Fungi, Glomeromycota, Glomeromycetes, Entrophosporales, Entrophosporaceae.